AUGCGGUUAAAAGGUCAAACUUCAAGGAAGGAGUACCGAAUUGUGAAGUCGUUCGCUAUGAUCAUGCAAAAAGCACCCGAAUACUGUAUUAGCGAUACAAUAAUGGCGCAAGAGCUCAUCACCCGGUAUUUGGAGCCGGCAUUGGCACCUUUAUUUGACGACAUCCUGCAGGAUACACUAUUUCGUUGGACUGCCACAAUUAAUCAAGAAUCAAAAGCAACCACUGCUAUAUCGAUUAGCAGGAGCAGGCCAGAUGCUUGUGUCUCUGGAUUGCACGGCGUCACUUGGGGCAUUAGCCGAGGCUUCGGCGAGGUGAAUCUUCGAUAG
Molecule: messenger RNA, 327 nt
Organism: Radiomyces spectabilis
Lineage: Eukaryota; Fungi; Mucoromycota; Mucoromycetes; Mucorales; Radiomycetaceae
Exons: 1
Coding region: 1-327 (108 amino acids)
Source: RefSeq, a predicted model, not a curated record